AUGGCACCGCUGUCGUGGCGACACCACACCCUGCUGCAGGCGCUGCUCACCCGGGGCCCGCUCUUCGACCGUGACUUCCAUGCUGUCUUCACCGCCAUCUCCGGCAAGAACCCCGCUACUCAUCAGCAGCUGUUCAACGAUACACUUCUCAAGCUCAACAAGGAGUUAGCAUACCUGCAGUUUGAGUUGCGAGCAUGCAUGAACCAGUAUGAUGGAAUGGUGUACUAUAGAGUAGUGAAUAACAUUGCCAAUGAAGAAUCGAAGCUCAGAACAAAGUAUUCUGUGCCACAAGUUGCAUACUACAAGGGGCUGUUAGAAGCAGUUGUUCAGGAAGCUGGAAAUGAUGGGACCAUAACCAGUAUUGAUGCUCUCAAUGUGCGGCUUGACAACCAGGUCAUAAUUUUAGAUGGGGGUUCACAGAACAGCCAAUCUCGCCUUCCAUCUUGCAUUACGGACUUCAAACUGAGCCAGAAAGAGAAAACUAUUGAUGAACUGGCUUCAAGUUGCCCUAAUGAGGGAUGCAACAUAAGAAUUCAUGAGUACUGUUUGAAGAAGAAAUUCUCACAGCGGAAGGCUUCAAGAGCCUGCCCUGGCUGUGGCACUGAAUGGCCCCGUCAGGAGGGCGAAGUCGAUGGCGACGAUGAUGCAAACGAGCCUGGUGAAGAUGGAGCCGCAUCAGCCAACCGUUCUUCGAGGAAGAGACGCAAGGGAGUGAAAGCUGAACUGGUGCAAGAUUGUCCUUCGAGGAAGAGACGCAAGGGAGUGAAAGCUGAACUGGUGGAAGAUUGUUCUUCGAGGAAGAGACGCAAGGGAGUGAAAGCUGAACUGGUGGAAGAUAAUCACAAUGCAGGGCCAUUAACGGCGGCGGUUCCUAGGAGGGCGAGGAGCUUGAGAAGAGCGAAAGCCGAAGCAGUCGAAGCUGCUCAAGAGGCGUCUUCUGCAGGAGCUUCCAAGGCGGCCAGAGCUUCCAAAAGAAGGAAGAAGUGA
Miscanthus lutarioriparius is the source of this 987-nucleotide messenger RNA. Lineage: Eukaryota; Viridiplantae; Streptophyta; Magnoliopsida; Poales; Poaceae. The record is from the annotation of a GenBank genome assembly.